AUGCAGGCAGUUGCCCCCCUUACAGACAGAGCUGAGAAACUGUACUGGAGAUGUGUGACUGGUGUGGAGGGAGAUGAAAAUGGUGUGAAGUGCUCAAAGCCAGUACAGUCAAGGAGAAAGGAAAGAAUCACAUCAGUAAAAUGGAGGUUUGCCAGUGAUACAGUUUGCCUUCUUUUCCUGUGUUGGAUUAACCUUCCUCUGUCCUCACUGCAGCCCCCACAGCUCCACACCCUAUGGAGGUGCAGGACGCAGAGGCCUCGGAGUUAUGCUGAUCCUUUCCAGAUGCAGGAUGUUGUGGAGAGGUUCACAUGGCAGAGACAAGGCAUCCCAUUUGGAGCUGCCACAUCCUAUGUACAUCUAGAGAAGCUGUGUGAAGGAUCCUAUGCAACUGUGUACAAGGACAUCAGCAGGAUCAAUGGCCCGUUGGUGGCACUGAAAGUGAUCAGGCUGGAGGCAGAGGAGGGAGCGCCCUUUACAGCCAUUCGGGAAGCUUCUUUUCUCAAGCGUUUGAAACAUGCCAAUAUUGUACUGCUUCAUGACAUUAUCCAGACCAAAGAGACACUAACAUUUGUCUUUGAGUACAUGCCCACAGAUCUAGCACAGUACAUGGGCCAGCAUCCUGGAGGACUUCAUUCAUGCAAUGUUAUGCUCUUCAUGUUCCAGCUUUUGCGUGGCCUGGCUUACAUCCACCAACAACACAUUCUUCACCGUGAUCUGAAACCCCAGAACUUGCUCAUCAGUUGCCUUGGUGAGCUCAAAUUAGCUGACUUUGGCCUUGCUCGUGCCAAGUCUAUCCCCAGACAGACAUAUUCCUCUGAAGUGGUGACACUCUGGUGCCGUCCUCCUGAUGUGUUGCUUGGAGCUACAGAUUAUUCUUCUGAUCUAGAUAUCUGGAGUGCAGGCUCAAUAUUUGUUGAAAUGAUCCAGGGACAGCCAAUAUUUGCAGGAACUUCUGGUACUCAUGAACAGCUGGUGAAGAUCUGGGCGGUAUUGGGGGUUCCGACUGAGGACACCUGGCCAGGAAUUUCCAAGCUCCCCAACUAUAACCCAGAACUGGUUGCUUCCAGGAGACCUCAGAGACUCUGAGUCAUCUGUGACAGGCUGAGCAGGGUGCCAGCAGCGGAGGAUUUGGCCUCCAGGAUGCUUACAGCCUUCCCUUGAGGCUGGAUCCUGGCACAGGAUGCACUUCUUCAUGGCUUCUUCAGCCCUCUGCCUCCUCAGCUCUAUCAGGCUCGUGAUGAACAACCAGUGCUCACAGUUCCAGGAGUGAGACUGCAACCUGAAAUCUGUGACCUGUUUGCUUCUUACUGAAAAGGCCGUCUCUCAGGAGGUUCAAGCAAGUUUCAGUAG
This is a messenger RNA of Pterocles gutturalis (yellow-throated sandgrouse), 1350 nucleotides long. RefSeq names its product cyclin-dependent kinase 15-like. Lineage: Eukaryota; Metazoa; Chordata; Aves; Pterocliformes; Pteroclidae. Gene Ontology annotation, biological process: protein phosphorylation. Gene Ontology annotation, cellular component: cytosol; nucleus; cytoplasm. The record is from RefSeq and is a predicted model, not a curated record. Gene Ontology annotation, molecular function: cyclin binding; ATP binding; cyclin-dependent protein serine/threonine kinase activity.